Molecule: messenger RNA, 1995 nt
Organism: Durusdinium trenchii
Lineage: Eukaryota; Dinophyceae; Suessiales; Symbiodiniaceae
Source: the annotation of a GenBank genome assembly
AUGGACCCUUCACCGGAAGGGUUCCCAUCGCCGGAUUGGGCCGGCGUCUUCAGCGAACUGCCAUGCUUGCUGCAUCCGUUGCGACUGCAGCUUCUUUGCGGUGGCUUGGGCGCGCCGGAGCAUUUUCUGGAUCAGCAGCAGAUUCCCUUUGUGGCUGAUCCAUAUGUGGACAAUGCUGUCUUCCUGGCCCCGGCUCUGCAGAGCUUGUAUGGACAAGGCCAUCGUGGCACAGUGUUGUUCACGGAAGCAAACGUGCCGUCAACCUUGGCCUAUGCCUCGGAAUCGGAGCCAGCUCUCCGCAACCGCAUCGCGAACUUGCACCCGAAAGCCUUUGUUUCCGAUGAUGCCAGGAAACACCUGCCAGGACAUGUUCUGAAGAAGGCUGCCAAUAGGAUCGCAAAGAUCCAGCCGGAUGCCUUCUUGCUCGAGCAGGUGCCCGACAUUGUCAAGCACAAGAAGUUCUUUGGCAACGUCUUGGCCAAGCUGCGGAUGCCUGGCUACACCGUGAAGCACAAGGACUUUGCGCGACUGCAGUUGAAGGGCUUUCAGCCGACUGCUUUCAGCCGACGGCUAUCUUUGGGAGCGGCGCAGGCCAUGCUGUGGCUGUGGCGUCGGAAAGAGCUUCACCUUGCGCACAUGACGGAGCACUCUUGCGCGCUGACACCUCAGACCUUGGUUACAAAGGCUGGUACAAAAAAGUUCUUCUUUGUGCUUGCAAGCACUUGCCAUGGAGCUUGGACGUGGGAGGCUGAAGUUGUAGAGACACAGACCUAUACGUUGCGAGGUCACAACGAGUGGGCCUGGCUGACUGUGACGAAUGUGAAAGAUUGGCAUUGUGUGCCAUAUGAGUGGACGAUCAACAAAGUUCAGACCGAACAGUUUGGCUUCCUGUGCAUGAAGCAGCGCGGUACGCCUUUCGAACAGCAAGAGCACGAGUUGCUGGAGAACCUUUUGGAGAGCGCGGAUGCAACAGUGAAAAGCUCCUAUAUGGUGGAUGGUGAUGCAUCUGAAGCAUCUGACAGUGACGACGACAGUUUAUCGGAUGAUGAUGACCCGAUGCCUGAAUAUACCUUAGCUGCCCUGGAACACAUUGAGGCCACAGGCAGGAAUGCAUUCGGCGUUGCAGCUUCUUCUGCCAAGCAAAAGGAGCAAAAGAGGCAUGCAAUGUUGCAAAAGUACAAGCGAGCAAUUGAGGCAGAGCAUUUGCUAGCAGAUGAGGCCGAAGAUCCAGGACCACCGCUUUCUGGUGCUCCGCAUGCCGAGGAUGCUGUGGAGGAAAAGCAAGCGCCGACCACAGAGGCUGUAGAGGCCGAGACGCUCCACAGCCACAAAUCCAAUUUGCCAGCGAUUCGUCGCUUUGUGCCUGACAGACCAUGCACUUGUGAAGGUGAGCUCUGUUCCAUCAAUUGGAUCCAGGGCGCAGCGCGCGGCGAGCACUGGAUUGCCCGGUACAGCUUCAGUGUGCCGGCCGAUGUGACUAAGGUGAAAAGGGAAUUGAAACAAUCAAGCCGCACAAAAUACACCAGCUCCAAUGUCUCCGAGCACAUGGCCUUCCAGCAUGUGCUGUCUUGGAUUUGGCAAAAGCACACGCUUUGCACUAGUGAUGAGCAGCCCGCUUUUGUCACAGACUUCUUGCGCGAGUGUCCUGCAUGCAAGGCAGAUCCGAAGACAUGCACGGCCAUGAAUGCUUUGAAAACGAAAGCGAGCAUCGCAGCUUUGCCAGGCCUGGAGGUCGAGAGCAGUGAGUCGAGGAAGGCGAUUUGCUGUGGCUUUUGUGGGCUGCAAGACCACGCUGAUGGAGCGAAAAUGCGUGCAGCCUAUUUGCGGAGCCUCGAGAAGCGGCUUAAGAUUGGUUGGAUCGAGAUUUGGGCGCCGGCAGCCACCUCGGAGCAUGCAGACUUGCUCUUGGUAGGCCAAGUUGGACCAAGCGGUGGCAGCAAGAAAGCUGUGGCCAUCGUUUGGCGCCAGACUCACUACGAGACUCUCGUGAGUUGA